GCGCUCCUCUGCCUCAGAGCGUCGCAGACAGCUUUUCCAGGUUACAGACGGACUGGAAACGGAGCAUUCAAACACAGAGCAGGAGAUCUGCUAUUUUCAUCACUCAUCAUCCGCAUCCUGCCUAGUAAAGAGGGGGUCUUUGCUCCCCCCUGCAUCUUUUCCUAUCCUUUUUUUUCUGGAGCAACAACGAUGUUAUUCUAAGGUAGCCUGCAGAUGACAGCAUAACCGGGGCGGUGAGCUGUCAAACACUCCUCUGCAGCUCUUUGUUGAAAAGGAUCCGUAGAGACAUGAAUUCAGCGGAACAGACGGUUACGUGGUUGAUCACCCUCGGGGUGCUGGAGUCGCCAAAGAAGACCAUCUCGGAUCCUGAAGGCUUCCUGCAGAGCUCCCUGAAGGAUGGAGUGGUCCUCUGCAAGCUGCUGGAGCGGCUCAGCCCGGGCUCCACUGAGAAAAUUUAUCCAGAGCCGAAGAACGACGGCGAGUGUCUGAGCAACAUAAAGGAGUUUCUGAAGGGCUGCACAUCGUUCCGCGUCGAGCCGUUCGAGGCCAGUGACCUUCUGCUCGGCCUGAAUUUCUCCAAGGUGCUGAGCAGCCUGGUGGCCCUGAAUAAAGUCACUGCAGAUAUCGGUGUGGGCAGUGAUUCGGUGUGCGCCCGACACUCUUCCGCCCUACGCAUCAAGUCCUUUGAGUCGUUGUCCUCUCAGGCUUCACUGGGCCGAUCCUCCAAGCUGCUGCAGAACCAGUUUCGAAGCCUGGACAUGUCAGAGAACAGUGGACAGCAGCUGCUGGUGAAGGCUCGUUUCAACUUCCAGCAGACCAACGAGGAUGAGCUCACCUUUAACAAGGGUGACAUCAUCAACGUGACCCGGCAGGAGGAGGGCGGCUGGUGGGAGGGGAUGCUCAACGGCAAGACCGGCUGGUUUCCUAGCAACUAUGUGCGCGAGGUCAAAGGCUCUGUCUCCCCAAAGUCUGGCACCCUGAAGAGCCCACCGAAAGGCUUCGACACUUCUGUUAUUAGCAAGACCUACUAUAAUCUGGUGUUGCAGAACAUUUUAGAAACAGAGACGGAGUACUCCAAGGACCUUCAAAGCCUCCUUACGAACUACCUGCGACCCCUUCAAAACAUUGACAAGCUGAGCAGCUCCGAUGUGGCUCUGAUUCUUGGGAACCUGGAGGAGAUCAGCACCUUCCAGCAGAUGCUGGUUCAGUCAUUGGAGGAGUCUACAAAGCUUCCAGAAAGCCAGCAGCGGGUAGGUAGCUUCUUCCUGAACCUCAUGCCACAGAUGAAGGCCCUCUACGUCGGUUACUGUUCCAACCAUCCCUCUGCUGUCAACGUGCUGACCCAACAUAGUGAUAUACUGGGGGAGUUUAUGGAGGCGCAUGGUGCAGUCAUCCCAGGGAUCCUAACACUUACCACCGGGCUAAGUAAACCAUUUAUGAGGCUGGACAAAUACCCCACCUUACUCAAAGAGCUGGAGAGGCAUAUGGAGGAGAAUCAUGCUGACCGACCGGAUAUUCUGAAGUGCAUGGCAUCUUUCAAGAAUCUCUCUGCUCAGUGUCAGGAGGUGCGGAAACGAAAGGAGCUUGAGCUGCAGAUUCUCACUGAGACCAUUCGGCUUUGGGAGGGGGACGACAUCAAGACCCUGGGCUCGGUGAUAUAUAUGAGCCAGGUCUUGGUCCAGAGUCCAAUGUCUGAGGAAAAGAAUGAGCGCUACCUCAUGCUGUUUCCUCACGUCCUCCUCAUGCUGUCUGCUAGUCCCAGGAUGAGCGGUUUUAUAUUUCAGAGAAAGUUGCCUUUGAACGGCAUGAUAGUGACCAAACUGGAAGACUGUGAAGCCCAUAAAAAUGCCUUUGAGCUGAACGGCACAAUGUUUGACCGUCUCCAGGUGGUGUGCGCAAACCAGCAGGACCUGCAGGACUGGGUGGAGCACCUGACGAGACAGAUCAAACACAGCGCCGCCACGGCCCCCAGCCACAAACCGCUCACUGUCCCCUGCCACACGCUUCCAUCUCAUCCACUCACUCAAUCCCGGCACGCUGAGAGCAGAGCGAUGACGGUGGCUCCCACCUACCACACCCUGCCUCACCCGUCCUCUCAUGGAACAUCCCACAGCACAAUGACGUGGGGCCCCCUGGAGCCCCCAAACACUCCCAAACCCUGGAGCCUGAGCUGCCUGCGGCCUGCGCCGCCGCUACGGCCCUCUGCUGCACUCUGCUACAAAGAGGAUCUUAGUAAAAGUCCUAAAAGUGUGAAGAAACUCCUUCCUAAACGUAAACCUGAGAGAAAACAGUCUGAGGAGGAAUUUGCUGUGAGGAAGAGUACGGCUGCUCUGGAAGAGGACGCCCAGAUCCUGAAAGUCAUCGAAGCAUACUGCACCAGCGCCAAAACCAGGCAGACUCUCAACUCCACCUGGCAGGGCACCGACCUGAUGCACAACCACGUGCUCGCCGACAUGGAUCAGUCCUGCGUGGACUCGCCAGGCCGCCGCAGCAGCGUGUCCCGGCCAGAACUGAGCUCCGACCUGUCGGAGGACUCUGACUACGACUCCAUCUGGACCACCCACAGUUACAGGAUGGGGUCGGUGCCGCGAAAGAGUUGCAUCUCGCACCAGAACUAGAGAAUGUACUGCGCCGUCCGGCUGUAACAUAAUGUAACGUAGAGUGCGCUUACCUCUUAGAUGUAUUAAAGAAAUAGAUUUUUUUUAAUUUAUAAAUUUAUUUUGUACUUUUAUUUGGGUAAUUUAUUGCUUUAAAUUAUUUUUCGACAGCUUGCUUGAAGAUGUUUUCUGCAUUUUCCUGUUGCCUUUCCCUUUUUUGUGCCUCCUCUCUUUCUGUAGAUGUCAUGCAGUAAGUGUUAGCUAUUUAUUGUUCAUUUAUCUUGAAUGUGACCACUCUCUUUGUUUAGCCAUAAAUCGGGUGGACUCUGAUUGGAGAGUAUGGAUGUUUUGCUGAGUAGUUUAGGGGAGGGAGUGACAGUGGACUUAUUUUUUUUCCUGUCUGAUAUUCAGAUGCAAUUCAAGAAUGAGUGUCUUUAAUUGAUCAUAUAUUUGUUCUUUUUCAGUAUGUAGUUUUGGGGUACGUUUGCUCAGAGAUAGCACAUGCUAAACAGGCACACGUGUUCAGGCACAAAUCUCUCUCCUGUCUGCAGAAUAAAGCUUGCAAAUGCAGAUUCUCUGUAUUUUACAUUAAGUCUUUCAUGACCUAAUGUUGAAUUGACAAAAAAAACCCCAC
Messenger RNA from Cyprinodon tularosa, 3231 nucleotides. RefSeq names its product rho guanine nucleotide exchange factor 7-like. The record is from RefSeq and is a predicted model, not a curated record. Gene Ontology annotation, molecular function: guanyl-nucleotide exchange factor activity; protein binding. The coding region runs from base 288 to 2618 and encodes 776 amino acids. The transcript is spliced from 19 exons. Gene Ontology annotation, biological process: intracellular signal transduction. NCBI's taxonomy places the organism in Eukaryota, Metazoa, Chordata, Actinopteri, Cyprinodontiformes, Cyprinodontidae.